This is a messenger RNA of Leishmania braziliensis MHOM/BR/75/M2904, 459 nucleotides long. RefSeq lists its product as hypothetical. Bases 1 to 459 code for a protein of 152 amino acids. NCBI's taxonomy places the organism in Eukaryota, Euglenozoa, Kinetoplastea, Trypanosomatida, Trypanosomatidae. The transcript has a single exon. The record is from RefSeq and is a predicted model, not a curated record.
AUGCACAGGCGCCUCGCCUUUCGCCAUCACAUUGGCGCUGGUUGCGUCACUUCUGAAGCCGUAAACCGUCGCAAUAUGUCGUCGUCCUUACGGGCUCUAGCCGGUACUCCGUCUACACUUUGUUCUUGCUGGCUCCAGAGCUUCACUACAUCACCCUCCUCAUUCGCCUGCGCUUCGAGGAGUGCAUCGCGCGUUGUCUUUGCGACACCUGCCCGGUUCUUUGGCAACGCGCCGUCGCGCAUUCGCCCAGUCGAGGCACCCCACGAGCACGCAUGGCGGCAGGGUGAGCGCGAGUCGAGCGCCUCCGUUGUCAUUGUCAUUAUGUUCAUGGUACCACUUUGGUUGUACGUGCUCUCUGCGCAUGGCCAGGAGCAGAAGCGCGCCGCAGUGCGGGCGUGGGCGCUGGAGCACCGAGCAGCACACCGCAAUACUGAGGAUGAGGGCGACGACAAGGCUUAG